Exophiala viscosa is the source of this 2875-nucleotide messenger RNA. RefSeq names its product transcriptional regulatory protein GAL4. The record is from RefSeq and is a predicted model, not a curated record. NCBI's taxonomy places the organism in Eukaryota, Fungi, Ascomycota, Eurotiomycetes, Chaetothyriales, Herpotrichiellaceae. Bases 263 to 2608 code for a protein of 781 amino acids. Gene Ontology annotation, molecular function: RNA polymerase II cis-regulatory region sequence-specific DNA binding; DNA-binding transcription factor activity, RNA polymerase II-specific; zinc ion binding. Gene Ontology annotation, cellular component: nucleus. The transcript has 2 exons. Gene Ontology annotation, biological process: DNA-templated transcription; positive regulation of transcription from RNA polymerase II promoter by galactose.
UCUACAUCCACCAUAGUAACCUUUUUGGCUUCGACACAGCUUGCGAAUAUGACCGAGUGACCCUUUCGUCAGUCAAAGUCUCGACCGGCACCUUCCCAAGCAAUAUUAUAUACGCUCUUUCCCGUUCGAUGGCAAGGCAGCAGCCACCGUUCGUGCUCUCGCUAGCUUGGCCAGACCCUAGGAGGAUACUCUCAUAACGGCAACUUCAUGACACGAUUGAGAAAGUAUCCUCGUAUCGAACACAUCAAACCAUAACGACACGAUGUUCCACACCUUUGAGACAACGCAGUAUGCCAGCCCCGAACAAGCGGGUCAGUAUGCCAGCGCUGCUGCCAAACGGAGGACAUCUACUACGAGGGCGUGUGAAGCUUGUCGGAAGCGCAAGGCGCGGUGCAGUGGCGAGCAUCCAUGUGAGACCUGUCAAUGGUACCGAAAGGCCGCUUCGUGUCAUUACACCGAGCCUCGACAGCGGCAAAUGCCCACAAGGAGGUCCGUCGAGAAGAUAUCGCAGACUCUCCAAGAAUAUCGGGGUAUCCUACAAAAGCUCUACCCAAACGUCCACCCGGAUCAACUUCGAGGCCUCCCAAGAGACAAGCUUGUCGAGCUCAUCUCAAAGACUAGUCCGUUUCAGCCUCCCUCACCACAAACUCCCAGCACGGAAGGAAGGCCUUUUCCUAUCAACCCAGAUGCUGGUAGUUUGGAGCAGUUACAACCCAUGCCCGAAGAGCGCAACGAUGCAUCUGAUAGAAAAUCGGCUGCCUUGAGAGGUAUCACAGACGACGUCAAUGUACUCUCACUGUCGGUCAAGCAGAAUCCUUCAUACCUAGGCAUAUCAUCCGUCAUGGCCAUCUUGAGAGUCAUCACAUGGCUGGAUCCCGACUGUCUCAGCAAGUCGCCUGACCGGAGCGUCGUACCAAGCCGCGCAGCGUCUUCACCUCCCGAAGUCCAGAUAUUGCAGACGGAGACAUCACGUUAUGACCUGCCGACGUCUUCGGCCUGGGUCGAGAUACCGCUCAUCAAUGCGUACUUCACCCACGUCCAUCCUUUCAUCCCCUUGAUCGAGGAGCAGUGCUUCAGAGAGACAUAUAUGGCCGCUCAAAGGACAGACUCAAGGUGGCUGCUGCUCCUUAACACCGUGCUAGCCAUGGGCAGUGUUGCAUCUGGCACGUCCGAAGACGCGGGUCACCAAAUCUACUUCAACCGCGCCAAGCAGUUUCUUACCAUCGACACUCUGGACUCGGCACACCUGGAGACUGUGCAGGCGCUAGCCAUCCUCAGCGGGUUCUACCUGCAUUACGUACAAAUUCCGAACCAAGCCAGCGCGUUGAUGGGAGCUACCUUGAAGAUCGCAACGAUGCUAGGUCUACACCGCGACUAUUCCGAAGGUGUCGGCCCUGCGAAAGCCAAAGUCGAGAGAGCAGCGAACUCGAUCGAAAUGCGCCGGCGCAUCUGGUGGUGCACAUUCAUGCUUGACACCUGGGCUGCCAAUACGCUAGGCAGGCCGAGCAUGGGCCGCACCAGCCCUGCCAUCACGGCUAAGUCCCCACAAGAACCGAUUGGGCAGUCCUCAACGAUGCUCACACUGGUUCAGGAAAACAUUCGCUUCUGCAUCAUCAGCACGAAGAUGGAAGAUGCUCUGGCUAUCUGUCCGUUGCUUGACGAGCAUGAUCGCCACACCCUCGACGCCGCACACGUCGAAUGGUUCGGGAACUCGUCUGUGCAGAUGCAGGCCCCGAUAUCAGCCAACGAGCCGCCGGGCAUAACAACGCUCAAGAACGUCAUGCGUUGGCGAUACUAUACCAAUCGCAUAUUGUUGCACCGACCUGUCUUGCUAUGGUACGCCAUGCGGAAGAUUACUUGGGACAAACUCUCGGAAGAGAGGCGGACAGCUAUUGAGCUUUGUCGCGAGGCGUGCGCUGAUCUGAUACACGAUAUCACGAGCACGUGGCGAGGAUACAAGCCAUGCCAGAUGUCAGGCUGGAAUGCAGUCUGGCUGAUCUACCAGGCUGUCAUGGUACCUUUGUUGUCGCUUUACUCGGAUCCGUGGGAUCAAAGCGUCGUUGGGAACAGUCGACGACAGGUCGAGACGGCGAUCGCCACGAUGCGCGAUCUCCAAUGCUGGUCGACGACAGCGAAGCGGUCAAUUGAAGUCGUGGUUAGGCUGUACGAGGCUAGUAAGCGACAUUAUGGCGCAUUCCAAAUGAGCCAGGUCCAAGAUGUGUUCACGGACAUGACGCCGGCGUCCAGCGACACCUUUCGCCCGAGUUACAUUGACGUCACGUAUGCGAAUGCAUAUGGCGUGCCGCAGACAUUGAACACGGCCAGUCAGGACGUUUUCAUGGACGACAUGUUUGAUACGUUGAGGUGGAGUACCAGUUGGGAUAGUCCAAUUGGAGGCUCCUCGAUGAUGAAUGGAUGGGAUUAUGCUUCGAUGCAGAAUUGGGCGGGCAUGCCGCAAGGAGAGACUUAUGACUAUUUUGAUGUCCAUGGGUUUGGAGUGGAUUCGGGACGAUUGGGAUUUAGUGAUAUGGAUGUUGCUUCGUCUGUGCCAGCGGAAGAUGCCGCAGACUUGAUCAUGGGGCCUUACAGCCGUCAGAGUACGAGCUGAGAUGUAGAUACGUGACAUACCAAGGUUGGGUUGUGGGAAACGAAAAACCGAGUCCCGAACAUGAAGAGUGAUCGGCAUCUUUUGAUUGAAUCCGCUUGGUCUUUGAUCCUAAUAGUGGCUGGAUGUGGUUUUAAAAAAAAGGAGAGGGUGCUUCAUACGAUUCCACAUUUCUGCUGGCCUGGUCUAAGGCGCUCAAGAACUAUGGGAAGAUCUUGGUCGUGACUCGUGGUUCAGGGCGAUGCUCGAGCUCGAUAAUGCAUACUGAAU